UCAAAUAAUAGAAAGAUGGAGCAGGAGGAGUUGGCUGCUGUGUGUCUAAUUGCUGGGAUUAUGUUAAAGAGGAAGAGAGAGAGGGAAGAAAAGAAAAAAGAAAAGAGGAUGUGGAUUAAGCCAUGGCUUGAGAGAAGAAAUGAAUUGGGAGCAUGCGAGACACUAAUGAGAGAGCUAAGAUCGGAAGAUAGGAAGGGGUUUGAGAAUUAUAUAAGAAUGGAUUACAUGCUAUUUGACCAUUUGUUGGAACUUGUGGGACCUACUAUUAGCAAGAAGGAUACCAACUUGCGGGAAGCGAUCCCAGCACAUCACCGUUUAAGUGUAACAUUGCGGUUCCUGGCUACUGGAGAAUCUUACACAAGCUUGGCCUAUCAACAUAGGGUUUCGGAGCAGUCUCUCAGCAGGUUAAUUCCUGAAGUAUGCGAGGCAAUCUACAAUAGCCUAAAAGAUGAGUACAUGAAGGUAAACAACCACUUUCAAAAACCUUUCAAAUACAUGUCAAAAUAUCUACUAUCUUAAUACUGUAUGAUUUUUUUAAAAGUCAUGGUAUAGAGUGUAAUGUGUUUGCUUUUGUCUAUGUUUCACACAUCCCAUUUUGUUUUGUGUAACUGUAUGUCCUUUCUUCAAGUACAAGUAAAUAU
This is a messenger RNA of Anneissia japonica, 641 nucleotides long. RefSeq lists its product as uncharacterized. Bases 16 to 519 code for a protein of 167 amino acids. NCBI's taxonomy places the organism in Eukaryota, Metazoa, Echinodermata, Crinoidea, Comatulida, Comatulidae. The record is from RefSeq and is a predicted model, not a curated record. The transcript has 2 exons.